AAGAAUAAACUAAAAAAUGGCACAGACUUUAGCGAGACCGGGUUUUUUGGAUUUCAGUCCACCACUUAAUCCCCCAUCUCGUACAACCGAUGAUAAAACGAACAAAGAAAACGACGUUCCAGUUCUCAGUUUGAUUGAGUUUUCAAGGUCUCCUUUUGUGUGUUUUGGGACGAUAAAGUUAGGUUCGUCAAAAUCUUUACCUUUACGGAUUGAAAACUCAACCGAGGACGCAACAACGACAGUAAUUGUGGAUAAAAUACCAUCCUCCAAAGGCUUCUCUGUUAACCAGACAUCUUUCACCAUCCAACCUGCCGACAGUGUGAUUGUAACUGUAACUUGGACGCCUGUAGAAGAUGGAGGUUUUCGAGAACUCCUCAGCUUUGUUGCAAAUGGCAUUGUCAAACAUCAAGCUAUUUUGCUUGGAAAAGCAGAGGCACCAAAGAAGAAAAAGAAAACUCUAUGGGAUUCAAUUAAGUCCAAGAGAGGCCACACCACAUCCACAAAAGUUGGAAAAGGACUUGUGAUGCCAGUAAAGGCAGCCAACAAGACAUUUCAUGUGUCUCGACAGCCACAAUAUAGAAGAAACAGAGGAUCAAAUCCCCUCUCCCCAUUAAACCAGGAACGGCCCUCUCAUAGGCUUAGUGGCAGCAAGCACAAAAACUGCCAAUCUUCUUAUCCUCAGCUCUCUCAAGCUCUGCCAAACUCUGUACAGGCUGACCUGGAAAACAUGUCUCUUCAAAAGAAUUCUCCAAUUGUUCUGUUGGUGCCCGUUGACAGAUUUAUUGAUGCUACAGAGAAAUCUUCUGCACCACUAUAUAAAACUGAUUUUAAAGAAAUCAGGGUGUUAAAUAAGACACUCUCCCCAAUUAGCACCCCAGAGAGGUGUUCUAGACCCUUAACAUCCUGCUUUCAAAGUCCACUUCCUGUUAUUGGUAAAACAAGCAAGGGUGAAGGUCAAGAGCCAGGAAUGACAGUGUUGUCAAUAAAGGAUGCGUUGGCUGUUAUUGAAUCCGAUCUAACUCAUGCUGUAAGCCCUCUGCAUGCAUGCUCAAGCUUCAACUUUUCUGAUUCCCUGGAGUGUGAAAAGUCAAGCGCAGACUGUGAAUCUGGAGUAGCUGUGUGUGCUGCCGAGGCCUCUGCUCAGAUCGAUGUUGGUCAGCCAAGGCUAACUUUCUUUGUCAAAUCAAACAAAGUAUCAGAUGACAAGCCAAUUAAUGCUUUUUCCUCUUCCACAGUUACCAAGUCUUACAAUAGAGCAGGUAAUGUAUUGGAUGAGGAAGGUGUUAAACCCAAGAAGGUGCUUUUUAACCCUUCAACAGUUACCAAAAGCAAAACGGAGGUGCCUGUCGAGCAAAGUCCAAGCCCACGCAAAGUGAGAACCUCCAGACGCAGGCUUUUGGAGAAAACGUGUUCGCUUUUGGCUCCUAGCAGCGCAGACCCAAACACAAGCAUAUCCCAGGGAGUCUCCCCCCUACCUAUCAUUAACUGUGACGCAGACAUUGACUUCAAAUUUAACCAAACUUCAACCCAAUUCUCACCGCAGCGGCCGAUGCCACACUGUCCGUCAUUCCCAGAAGGCUCUUCUACAUCCGCCUUUUUUGUGCCACCUCAGUCUAUGACUAUUACUGACGGAGAACAUGCUACAGUUGAAGAGGUACCACCUAACAGUCAACCUUCUGAGAUGUUGCCAUCUUGUGUGCUUCUGGAGUCAUUUCCUGUACAUAGUCGGGCAGUGAAUCAGAGCAAAAAGAGAAAAAGUGAUGAGUUUUUGAGCGACUGCUCAAAUGAUGUAAUGAAAGGCUUACAGAUCAAAAGCUGUGCUGAGACACAUGAACCCAAGAAACCAUGUCAAGAAAAGAGAUUCAAUGCAAGGUCUGGACAAACACGAGGCAAAAUGGCUGUUCAACCAAGCUUAAACAAGUUCUCGAAAGCACCACCAAAAAAGUCUUACCCAAAAUCCACCCCACAGGGAGGACAUUCUUCUGGCACCUCAAAAGUGAAGACAGCAAAGGUGAUUGCUGUGGCCCAGUCCAGACUUGCCUUUAUUAAGCCAAUGCAGACAGCCAUUCCGAGGCAUCCAAUGCCAUUUGCUGCCAAGAACAUGUUUUAUGAUGAGCGCUGGAUUGAGAAACAGGAAAGAGGGUUCACAUGGUGGAUGAAUUACAUUCUCACUCCCGAUGACUUUAAAGUAGUUACUGAAGUCACCAAAGUGAAUGCCUUAUCCCUAACCAUGGGAGACAAGUUCAACAUACCCAAAGCUCCAACCAAAGAGGAGAUGUCCUUCAGAACGUACACGGCCCGACGGCACUUGAACCAUCUUCGCAGGGCGGCUUGCCAGCUGUUCACGUCCGAGGGCAUGGUGAAGGCCAUCCAGCGCCUGGAGAUUGAGGUGGAGGCCAAGAGACUACUUGUACGCAAGGAUCGUCACCUCUGGAAGGAUAUAGGUGAAAGACAGAAGGUUUUAAACUGGCUUUUAUCUUACAAUCCACUCUGGCUGAGAAUUGGCCUGGAGACUAUCUUUGGGGAGUUGAUUCCCUUGGAGAGCAACAGUGACAUCACGGGGCUGGCCAUGUUUGUGCUGCGGCGUCUGCUUUGGAAUCCGGAUAUUGCGGCAGAGUUCAGACACCCCAAAGUUCCUCACUUGUACAGAGACGGGCAUGAAGAGGCUCUGUCCCAGUUCACAUUGAAGAAGCUGAUUUUACUUGUCUGCUUCCUGGACAAGGCCAAAGAAUCCAGGCUGAUUGAACAUGACCCCUGUUUGUUCUGCAUGGAUGCUGAAUUUAAGACGAGUAAAGAUAUCCUGCUGGCGUUCUCGCGGGACUUUCUCAGUGGUGAGGGCAAUCUCCCACGCCACCUUGCUCUUCUAGGUCUCACUGUGUCCCACAGCCAGACGGCUCUGGCUGAGUUCAGCUUCGCCGUGCAGAACCUCGCCAUUGACCUGAGAUGUGGCAUUCGCUUAGUACGCAUUAUGGAGCUCUUCACUCAGGACUGGUCCCUGUCGAGCAAGCUGAGGAUGCCAGCUGUCAGCCGUCUGCAGAAAGUACACAAUGUUGACCUCGCGUUGCACGUGCUCCGAGAGAGAGGGGUAUCCCUGUCUGAUGAGCACGGGACAGUCACCGAUGCCAGAGACAUAGUAGAUGGACACAGAGAGAAGACCCUUAAUCUUCUGUGGAAAAUCAUCUUUACCUUUCAGGUUGAGAUUCUGCUCGAUGUGGAACAACUCAAAGAGGAAAUCGGCUUUCUCAGGAAAACCCGGAGAGCAAAACAGAUGUUGGCAUUGUUGAGGGCUGACAAAUGUGCUGUGAGAAGCACAAAAGAAAGGCCAACAUUUCAACAUCCCAGUGAGAAAAUACACCUGCUCCUGGACUGGGUCAACGCUGUCUGUGAAUUCUACAGUUUAAAGGCUGAAAAUUUCACAGUUGCUUUCUCAGAUGGCAGAAUUCUUUGCUAUCUGAUUCAUCACUACCAUCCAAACCACCUGCCGGCUGAGGACAUUCACCAGGAAACCACCCAGACUAUUGAGUGUGGCUAUCGAGGCAACAUGGAACUAAACAACUCCUCCAGUGACUCGGACUGCUCCUUUGCAAUGGAUCAAAAUGCUAAUGAGUCACUAUCAGUGGAUUUCAAGGUGCUUCUUGAGAAUGAGAGGAGUAAUUUUCAGCUGGUGAACACAGCUGUGACUUACCUUGGAGGAGUUCCUACGAUGAUCACUCCAGAGGACAUGUCUAACACAAUCCCUAAUGAAAAGGUGGUUACAUGUUACCUGUCCUUUCUCUGCGCUCGACUUCUGGAUCUGCGGAACGAGACUCGAGCUGCCCGAGUUAUCCAGAGAGCCUGGAGGAGGUACAGGCUGCAGAAAGACGCGCAGCUCCACCAGCAAAGGAACCUGGCUGCAUACAAAAUUCAGGCUUGCGUGCGGAGCUUCUUGCAGAAGAGGAGGCUAGCCAGACAGACGAAGGCUGUCACCGUCAUUCAGGCCUUCUGGAGAGGUUACUCUGCCCGAGGAGAGCUGAGCAGAAUGAGGGAGGCAAAGGAGCACGUUGUCCGAAAUGCAGCAGCAAUCUUGAUCCAAAAAAUGUACAGGGGUUGGAGAACUCGAACCUUUCUGAGCAAGAGUCAUGCCUGUGUUGUGAUCCAGACGGCCUUUCGGAAAUGGCACUUGAGCAAAAUGGCGUGGAGAAAUUCUGCUGCCGUGAGAAUCCAGACAUGGUACAGAAUGAGGCUGUGCCGAAGACGCCACCUGGCCGUGAGGUCGUCGGCCGUAUGCAUUCAGGCGUGGUUCAGAGGCAACUACCAGAGGCAGCGCUUUCAAGUGCUUAAGCAACAGCACGGGGCUGCCAUCGUCAUCCAGAGCGCAGUCAGGGCCUUCCUGGUCUGCAGACGGAUCCGGGAGAUGAGGCAAGCAGCAGCUGUGAUCCAGGCGUGGUAUCGGGCGUGUUCGCUACGGAAUGCAGAGCAGAGGCGGUACCUGGAGAUGAAAUCUGCUGUGGUGUCACUCCAAGCGGCGUUCCGAGGUUGGAGGGUGCGGAGGGAGGCGGGCAGGCGCCGGCAUGCCGUGCUCCUAAUCCAGGCCUCCUACAGAGCCUUCGUUGCUCGGCUGUGUUUCUGGACUUUGAAAAAAGCCACAGUCCUCAUCCAGCGGCGAUACAGAGCUAAAGUGGUUGGAGGGAAAUUAAGAGAAGAUUUCCAAGCUCUUAAAUGCGCUGCAGUGCAAAUCCAAGCCCUGUGGAGAGGGAGGGCACAGAGGAAGAGAAUGGAGCAGCUCCAUCAAAGUGCCACUGUGAUCCAGUCACACUAUCGUAGACAUGCGGCACAAACAAAGUUUAUGGCUUUGAAAUGCGCAACUUUAGUUAUUCAAAAACAAUACCGGGCUUUCACGGCAGCAAGGAUGUUACAGUGUGAAUUCCUAGCAAUGAGAAAAGCUGCAGUCACAAUUCAGAGUGCAUAUCGAGGCAUGAGAGCAAGACAAGAAAUGUUCAAAAGAGCCAAAGCAGCCACUCUGAUCCAGUCCGCUUUGAGAGCUUUCACCUGCCGCAAGAAAUUUUUAGCCCAGAAGAGUGCUGCUAUUGUCCUUCAACAGAUCUACCGGGCACGCGCUCUCAGACAGCUGCAGAGAGACCAUUACCUUCAGCUCAGACAAGCAGCUAUUGGGCUGCAGGCCAUAUAUCGAGGCUCCAGAGCACGAAGAGCCCAGACAACCAGACAUCGUGCAGCUACAGUUAUACAAACGUACUUCAGGGUGUAUAGGGUUCGUGUCUCCUAUCUUGCUGUCAGGUGCGCCACUGUUGUUAUACAGCGGCGCUACAGAGCGCAUGUCCUGGAAAAGCAUACGCGUGCGUCUUACAUACAAACAAAAACCGCCGCCGUCACUAUCCAGUCAGCAUUCAGAGGGAUGCAAGUUCGCAGAAAGCUUCAAAAAAUGCACCUAGCGGCAACGGUGAUUCAAGCACAUUUCCGUGGACACUCUCAACUCUUGAAGUACAAGAGGCAAAAAUGGGCAGCAUCUGUCAUCCAGCAGCAUUUCCAGGCAAGUGUGAUGAAGAACGCCGCUGAAAAGCAGUAUGUUGCACUGAAAACCGCGGCUCUGUUUAUCCAGUCAGUGUAUCGGGGCAUGAGGGCCAGGAAACGGCUUGCAGAGAUGCAUUGGGCUGCACGGGCUCUCCAGAGUACAUACAGAGCCCGUAAGCAGUGCAGGGAGUAUCGCGCCCUCAAACAAGCGGCCGUCGUUGUGCAGAGAAAGUUCCGGGCCAAGCUGCACGCAGAGCAGCAGCGGGACAUGUACAGCUCCAUGCGUAGAGCAGCCAUCACUUUGCAGGCGGCGUGCAGAGGGAUGAGGGUGAGGCAGGAGAUGCGAGAGGGGCACAGAGCAGCCACGGUCAUCCAGGCAAGGUACCGCAUGUACAGAGUGCACACUUCCUUCCGAGCCUUGAGACUUGCUGCAGUCCUCAUUCAGAGAUGGGUCCGCUGCCACCUGAAGAGGAAAGAAGCCAGGGACCAUUUCUUGAAGCUGCGCCAUAGUGCUCUGGUCCUGCAGGCUGUUUUUCGAGGGAGCCGGACAAGGUGUGAAAUCGCUAAGCUGCAUUCUGCAGCUACGGUGAUCCAGCGCAAUUAUCUGGCUUGCAGAGAAAGGAGACGUUUUUUGUCCAUCAAAGCGGCAGUGGAGCGUUGUCAACAGAAACGCCGGGCCGCUUUGGCCGCGAGGCGGGAGCGGAUCGCUUACAUGACUAAGCGCAGCGCCGUGGUCGCAAUUCAGGCAGGUUACAGAGGGAUGAGGGUUCGGCAGCAGAUGAGGGUCAGGCAAGAGGCUGCAGUAAUCAUUCAGUCCCACGUCAGGAAGCACUUCAACGUACAAUACUACCAGAGGAUACUGUGGGCAGCCAGGACUAUUCAGCAGCAUUACAGAGCAAACAUGCUGAUGAGGCAGACCAAGUUGUCCUUACAGGAGAUGCAGCGGUCUGCCGUGGUUUUACAAGCGGCGUUCCGCGGUAUGAAGACCAGGAGCUCUUUGAACCGAAAGCACCAAGCUGCUACUGUUCUGCAGAGUGCCUACAGGGCCCACUGUGCCCAGAUGCGGUAUUUGUGCAUGAAAUAUGCUGCUGUUGCCAUUCAGCAAAAAUACCGUGCCACACUUGAGGCCCGCCAGCAGAGGGAGCACUUCCUGAGGCUGCACCGUGUUACAGUUCACCUACAAGCCUGCUACAGAGGUCAGAAGGUCAGGAGAGAAGUUGUUCUUCAGCAGCAAGCAGCUACUCUGAUUCAGGCUGCUUUCAGAAGGCACAGGGAGGAGACCAAGUACCAGGCCAUGAGGCUGUCUGCCAUUAUCAUACAGAAAUAUUACAGGUCAUGUAUUCAGGCUAAGAAUGACCGUGAGGAAUAUGUGAGGCUUAGAAGGUGUGCCAUUCUCAUUCAGGCAGCUUUCAGAGGGCACUGUGUACGUCAGACUAUAACAGCAAUGCACAAAGCUGCCACCGUCAUUCAGGCUGCUCUACGAAUGCACAAGCACAGAUGUGCAUUCCGAAGGCAGCGGUGGGCAGCGUGCAUUCUCCAGGAGAGAUUCCAUGCUUGGAAGCUAGGGCGCCAACAAUGGCAGCGCUACAGGCAGCUAAAGGACGCAGCCGUAUGUUUGCAGAAGUCUUUUAGAGGCAGGAAGGGAAGGGAAGCUGCAAAUCGGCUCAGAGCUGCGAGGACGAUCCAGUCGUAUCUAAGGGUGGCUCUCCAAAGACGCCGCUUCCUGAAGACCAAGGCUGCGGUGGUGGCGAUCCAGUCAGCGCACAGGGGGCGUCGGUGUAGGGUGCGACUCGCCGAGAAGCAGAAGGCCGCACUGGUUAUACAGCGGUGGUACAGGUCACGCAGGCUGGUCCGUACGCAGAGGAAUAAAUACCGAGCGAUCCGGAAAGCCACCCUGACUUUGCAGCGCGCUCUGCGUGGCGCAUUGGUGAGGCAACGUGAAAAAAGAAGACUCGCUGCCAUCAAGGUCCAGUCUGCACUGCGCAUGCACAUCUACCGCCGCCGGUACGUGGAACUGCGAGCGUGUGCCGUGGUGUUGCAAGCUCACUACAGGAUGUGGGCAGCCAGGAGAAGCUUUCUGUGCCAUCGUGCUGCUGCUGUGACUUUACAGACGUUCUAUAGGGCAUACAGGGCGAAACUGGAGCACAGACACCAAUAUCUUAGGACACUGAGGAGUGUCCAGAUCCUUCAGGCUCGAGUGCGUGGUUUCAUUGAAUACAGAAGAUUCCAAAAAAUGAGAGCAAGUGCAGUCUCAAUUCAGGUGUACUACCGGGGAAUGAGGGAGAGACGCAAGUUUCAGCGUGUUAAAAAAUCCAUAUCUGCUAUUCAGAAGCAUUACAGGGCCUACCAGCAGGGCAAGAAUGAGCGAACACACUUCCUCAAACUGAGAAGCUCUGCAGUUUUGAUACAAUCUGAGUUCCGUGCCUACCAGUCAAGAAAACAUGAAGCGCAGAACCAAGCUGCACUAACAAUCCAAGCCUGGUUCAGAGGACAUCAAGCUAGACGUGCAUACAUCUCUAAGAGAGCUGCUAUUGCAACUAUCCAUCGGUGUCUUCAAACAAGGGUUCAGAGAGCAAGGUUUCAAGAUGUCCAACACAGUGUUAGGGUCAUUCAACAAAGAUGGAAGGAAACUCUGCUUGCAAGGAGACAGCGAGCUGACUUCAUGAGGGUCAGAAAGUCAGCUGUCCUUAUACAAGCCUUGUGGAGAGCUGCUAGAGUGAGAAGCUCCAUUCAAAAGAAGCGCAGAGCAGCUAUGGUGAUCCAGACGGCUUUCCGAAGGUACGUCCGCAGGCGGGAGUUUACGCAGCGGAAAGCCUCGGCCCUGGUGCUCCAGCGCCACUUCCGAGUGUUCCUGCUGGCCAGAGCGGAGCAGGAGCGUCGGAGGAGGCAGGUUUCUGCCGCCGUCACUCUGCAGGCCUUCUGCCGUGGCUGGCUCGCAAGGCAACAAGCAAAGGAAGCUGCACGCGUUGUGGGGCUCCGGCGUUUCUGUGCUGCUGCGUAUCAUCAUCUGUGUGCGGUGAGGAUCCAGAGGGCCCUGCGAGCUCACUGGGCACUGACAGCAGCCCAGAGGCAAAUCUCCUCCAUCCUGUACAUCCAGCGUUGGAUCAGGGCGAAGCUUCAAAGAAAGCGAUACCUUGAGCAAAGAGAGAGCAUCAUCAAGGUACAGAGAGUGGUAAAGGCUUGGUUUCACCACCGCAGUCGAGCUGCCACUGUUAUCCAGCACAUGGCCAGAAGAUUCCUUCUGAGAUGCAGGAAAGAAAAGCUGCAACAAGGAAUUAUAAAGGCGCAGGCCCUUUGGAGAGGUCAUAGUUCAAGAAAAUUCCAUGAUACCUCCAAAGUCAUUUCCAUCAGACACCGCCUCAGGAAAGUCAACAGGGAAGCCAAAGAAGAAGACAAGCUGUGUCAUAAGACCAAAACUGCUCUGAGUUACCUUCUAGAAUAUCACAAUUAUGCCCACAUUCUAAUGGCCUUAAAGAACUUGGAGACUGCAACCAGACUUUCACCAGAGUGUUGUGAGCAUCUUGUGAACAGUGGAGCAACACGCACCGUCUUUACCCUGAUAAGGAGCUGCAACCGGAGUGUUCCUUCCAUGGAGAUAAUCACCUUGGCAAUCCAAGUUCUUCUCAAUUUAUCAAAGUACAACAAAACCAUAGAUACGGUUUAUGAGGUGGAGGACUCUGUGGACACACUCUUGGACCUGCUCCAGAUCUACAGAGAGAAAGCUGGGGACAAGGUGGCUGACAAAGGAGGCAGCAUCUUUACCAAAGCAUGUUUCCUUUUGGUGAUUUUGGUACAGGAUGAAGGACGUGCAAUGGGGGUAAGAACACUUCCCAGGGCCUCAGACCGCAUAUGCAGCAUUUACCGCCUUACAAUGCGAAAGUACAAAAUGGAUGCCCAGAGAACCAAAGUCAAACAGAAGAUGAAUGUCUCACUGAAUGGAAGCUUCCUUCCGCAAGCCACUCCUCAGAAAUCCAAGUCGGUGGCAAGAUUUGUACCAGACUGGGUUCUUCAGAAAGCGAAGCGGAAAGAUAUCGUAGACCCUCUUGGAGCCAUCCAGAUGCUGGUCCAUGCUCUGGCUCUCAUACCUUGAAAGUGUGUGAUUGUGAUUUUUUUUUUUUUUUUUUCUUUUCAUCAUUAAAUUGAUCUUGUACAUAUUUUUAACCAAUGGUUUUAUAUUUUAUCUGUCCUUUCAGAAAUGUAUUUUAGAUGUAUUUGUACAUGCCUUUACAUUAUGUACUUUGUUUGUUGCAUAAUUUGGUGGCUCAUUGCCAGCUUGGAGAUGUUAUAAAAACAGAUGCUAAACCAUUGAAUUUAAUAAAAGGUGUCUUUUGCUGUGCACUUCAUUUUUUGUUUCUGCAAACUUAAAUGAUGGUGGAAAAACUGGAUGAUUUACUAUGACAAUUGAAAACUUAUUAAAGUCACUAUUGCUAU
Messenger RNA from Electrophorus electricus (electric eel), 9939 nucleotides. RefSeq names its product assembly factor for spindle microtubules (gene aspm). The record is from RefSeq and is a predicted model, not a curated record. Gene Ontology annotation, biological process: spindle organization; mitotic cell cycle; establishment of meiotic spindle localization. Gene Ontology annotation, molecular function: calmodulin binding. Lineage: Eukaryota; Metazoa; Chordata; Actinopteri; Gymnotiformes; Gymnotidae. Gene Ontology annotation, cellular component: spindle pole.